Messenger RNA from Lotus japonicus, 444 nucleotides. RefSeq names its product 1-aminocyclopropane-1-carboxylate oxidase 1-like. The record is from RefSeq and is a predicted model, not a curated record. The transcript has a single exon. The coding region runs from base 1 to 444 and encodes 147 amino acids. Lineage: Eukaryota; Viridiplantae; Streptophyta; Magnoliopsida; Fabales; Fabaceae.
AUGGAUCAGUACAUUGAAAAACUCCUUCAACUGGAAGAGGACUUAUCUGGGCUCAUGAGUGAAAACCUUGGUUUGGAGAAGGAUUACAUCAAGAAAGCAUUUUCUGGAAAUGAUGGGCCUGCAAUGGGAACAAAAGUGGCCAAGUACCCUCAAUGUCCAAACCCAGAACUGGUGAGAGGACUCAGAGAGCACACAGAUGCUGGUGGUAUCAUCCUAUUGCUCCAAGAAAAUCAAGUUCUUGGAUUGGAGUUGUCCAAAGAUGGCAAAUGGGUGGAGAUCCCACCUUCAAAGAACAAUGUCAUUUUUGUCAACAGGCAAGUAAUUACCGCUAUGGAGAUUAUUUGGAGCUUUUUGGAAAAACCAAGUUUGGUGAUAACUGAUAAGGGUCCCAGAUUUGAGUCCAUCAAGAAUAUGGUAAAUGGGGACUAUAAUCUUGUACCUUGA